Messenger RNA from Harpegnathos saltator (Jerdon's jumping ant), 1663 nucleotides. RefSeq names its product F-box only protein 22. NCBI's taxonomy places the organism in Eukaryota, Metazoa, Arthropoda, Insecta, Hymenoptera, Formicidae. Gene Ontology annotation, molecular function: protein binding. The coding region runs from base 136 to 1296 and encodes 386 amino acids. Gene Ontology annotation, biological process: protein polyubiquitination; positive regulation of proteasomal ubiquitin-dependent protein catabolic process. The record is from RefSeq and is a predicted model, not a curated record. The transcript has 5 exons.
GGGAUAAAACAGAAGGGGAGAAGAAGGAGAAGAGAACCACAAUGUGGUGUAGAGUAGAAUUUGCGUGUCUGUCACGAUAACGUCACGUCAUUAUAGCGUUUGAUAAACGAGCCUUGAAUCUUUGGACUAUUGUGAAUGGAUACUAAAAGAUCGAAGAAAUUUUGUCGACGUGCAACUCACGUCGAAUCCAACGAUGAAACUGAAGCGCAAACCUGUGCGAAUUCGCAAUCCAAAGAAAUCCACCUAACCUACGACGUUUUGAGAAUUAUCUUUCAGCUCUUGAACUAUAGGGAUUUGGCAAAUGCAUCAAAGGUCUCCAGGUCCUGGUUAGAAGCGGCUCAAGAAGAAAUGCAAAUAAGAACUGAACCUACUGCCUUUCGGAAACAUAGUGAUUCUAUAAAACAAACUUCGGCAGUUAUUUUAAAAGAUUUCUUGAACCUAAGAAUUGAACCAUAUAUUUCAUUCUAUUUUUUAUGUCAUAGAACAAACUAUAUUAAUAUGGAGCGGACAAUUAUAGGAAAUAUCUUUCAACAAGUUCACGAGAAUUCUGAAAUCAUAAUGGUGCAUAGUGCAGGCAUUAUUUUAGACAGUGAUGAAAUAGAAGGUAAAAACAAAGAUAUAUUAUGUGCAUUUUUACCGAAAAUUCCGAAUGUAGAUAUCAGGAUAUUUCAAAUACCAAAUCCAAAUAGUAGAAGAAAAGAGGAAGGAUUAAUCCAGACGAUAAAACAAUUGCCAGCACUAAAUAAGGAGAAGUCGACAUGUUUAAUAAUAUUUGGCACUGCUCUUGAACACAGUCAUAUAAAAUCUUUGAUAAAUGAUUUAAACAGUUAUUCGAAUAAAAUAUCCUCAGUCUGGGGUGGGUUGGUGAAAAACUGUUACAUACAUGAUAAAACUAGUUCUGUUCUUCGAGCCCCAUACUGUAUCAGUAUUUUAAUUACUGGCCGUAUGAAGACAUGGUCGACGAUCGUAGAUCAAUACUGUAACACAAAAGAGAAAGUUGAAAAACACUUGAGGGAAUGGAAGGAAAAAGUGGAAUUGAGGAAACAUAGUAUCGGCUUUAUGUUUGCGUGUCAUGCGCGCGGCGAAUCGUUAUAUAAUAAGCCAAACGUAGAAUCGUCGAUAUUCAAAAGUUUAUUCCCUGAUUUAAAAUUGGUGGGUUGUUUCGGUGACGGCGAAUUGGGCAAACAUUCAUUUCCAGCAGACAAUUGUAAAACAUCUCAUAAAAAAGAGUGCAGUUGUUGCACUCUUUACUACAUUCAGUAUUCUACUAUAUUUAUGAUACUUACGUACGAUUGAUGACGUAGGAGCCGUCAAUGCGUGGCCACGCCGUAUUUCUUUUUCUUCUGAACGUUUCUAAACUUACUCCUGGAUUUUCACAUCUAUUAUAUGAUAUAUAACGAUAUAUCAUAGUUGCCUAUUGCCUAUAUCAUAGUGGCGUGAUGAUAAUUAUUCACGGGAUAACAGACACAUAGACAAUGCAACAAACGUUAUAAUAAAUCGGAUUGUGAAGAUCGCAUGUGAAAUUCUCAGGUACAUUGUACGUGAUUUCUGUAUAUGUAUAUGUUUAUACUUAAUAUAAAAAUCGCGGCGAUGCUACUGAAUGGUAAGAAGACACACUAGAUAUUAUAUGUUAUAAUGUAUCAUAAUAUAUUGUAUGUUCAUA